This is a messenger RNA of Mangifera indica (mango), 1486 nucleotides long. RefSeq lists its product as uncharacterized. The transcript has 5 exons. Gene Ontology annotation, cellular component: endoplasmic reticulum. The record is from RefSeq and is a predicted model, not a curated record. NCBI's taxonomy places the organism in Eukaryota, Viridiplantae, Streptophyta, Magnoliopsida, Sapindales, Anacardiaceae. Bases 186 to 1043 code for a protein of 285 amino acids.
AAAUACUUUUAUUCAAACACAAAUUUUUAAAAGAGAGACUGAAAAAAAAGGAGAGGGUCGUAGCUUCCUUCUCUCUCGUCUUCGAUUUGGAUAAUUUUCUUCUCACUCUGCUCUCGCUAGGGUUUUCAGAAUUGCGAAAUUAUCAAUGAAUCUGGUUCGUUAGUUCGAGAACAACUGAACCUGAAAUGGCCGCGGCGAGGAACGUAAACGUGAUCGUGAUCGGCGAUGGCUCGAGGACACUGAGAGACGAGGAAAGCGGAAAUGGCAAAGCUAAAGAAGGAGAAGAAUCGCCGACGGCAAAGCGCGUCAAAUCGGACAGAUUUCCACUUACACGGUGGGAAUUCGCGGCGUUUGUUGGUGUAUUUUUGUUGUUUGUGAGCGGUCUCUUCUGUGUUUACCUCACAAUACCUCCUGCUGAAUAUGACAAGCUCAAGCGCCCUCGCACCAUUUCUGAUCUUCGCUUGCUGAAGAAUAAUCUUGCAACAUAUGCAGAAGACUACCCAGCACAGUUCAUUUUAGGAUAUUGCUCAACGUACAUCUUUAUGCAGACAUUUAUGAUUCCAGGAACAAUUUUUAUGUCAUUGUUGGCUGGAGCUCUUUUUGGUGUUGUUAGAGGUCUUAUGUUAGUUGUAUUAAACUCUACUGUUGGAGCUUCUUCUUGUUUUUUCCUUUCUAAGUUAAUAGGCAGGCCUUUGGUUCUUUGGUUGUGGCCUGAAAAGUUAAGAUUUUUCCAGGCAGAGAUAGCAAAACGUAGAGAAAAGCUACUCAAUUACAUGCUAUUUUUGAGGAUUACUCCAACAUUGCCGAACCUUUUUAUCAAUUUGGCGUCUCCUAUUGUUGACAUACCGUUUCACAUUUUCUUUUGUGCAACUUUGAUUGGUCUUAUCCCAGCCUCCUACAUCACUGUCAGAGCUGGUAAUGCGCUAGGAAAUCUCAAGUCAGUCAAGGAUCUAUAUGAUUUUAAAACACUUUCUGUACUUUUCCUUAUAGGCUCUGUUAUCAUAUUUCCAACUCUGCUGAAAAGGAAGCGAAUCUAUGAAUGAAGGAUCCGAAAAGAGUAGAGCUACAGCUCUUCAGUGGCAGUCCUUUUCACCCAAAGCAUCAGACAGCAGGUCUCCAUUGUCCAUUAUAUAUUACUGGUUGAUCACCCUCCCUUUCCAUUACUUUUUUUUUCUUACCCUUGAUAUAAUUUAAAUAAAUCGACUCCCAAGACAGAUUAUUUGAAAAUUAGGAGGGUGAAAUUGCCUAGAAAAUAUGUUCUUUAUACUCUUCAUUAUCUGCACGUAGUGGUGCCAUCCAUUAGUAACAAGUGUAGGAAUGUAGUACUCAGCUGUAACAGCUUUGUACCCUAUUUGCUCAGAUUCUCUUUUUGUUGUAUCUGAUCCAUGAGUACGGCCUUAGUCACAAAUUGCAGGAAAAUGUUUAGUAAAAUUAUUAGAUGGUGAAAAUUUUUGCAUUUGAUAUAUAAUAUUAAGUUAUCAGAUAA